This is a messenger RNA of Brassica napus (rape), 3062 nucleotides long. RefSeq names its product nuclear poly(A) polymerase 4. Gene Ontology annotation, molecular function: poly(A) RNA polymerase activity; RNA binding. Bases 369 to 2618 code for a protein of 749 amino acids. The transcript is spliced from 13 exons. The record is from RefSeq and is a predicted model, not a curated record. Lineage: Eukaryota; Viridiplantae; Streptophyta; Magnoliopsida; Brassicales; Brassicaceae. Gene Ontology annotation, cellular component: nucleus.
GGCUUCUACCUAAUAUCAUCCCCCCCGAAAAACACAGCCUCUCUCUCUCUUCAUCUCCCUCAUCAUACCCAUCCCCAUUCAUCUCGAUCCCUUUCUCUUCUCUCUGGCAUACGAUUUAACCUCUCUCAGAUUCUCUCCUUCGCCCCCUUUGACUUUCAUUUGACACCCGUAGUCUCUCGCUUUCCCCCCCCCCCCCCCCCCCCCCCCUCUUCCUUCGAUUUAGGGUUUCCGCUUAAUUCAAAUAAAGUUUCGGUUUUUCGUUUUUAUUUCCUUUUUUCGAAUUUCAUCCUGAUCCGAUCUCCCUUUUGAGUUAGCAAUAUGUGUUUCUGCUCCCCUUCGGCUUGAGAUCGCUUAGGAUUGUGUGUGGUAUGAUGGUGGGUACUCAAUCGGUGAAUUCCCCUAAGAGCUAUGGGAUCACGAAGCCUCUCUCGCUUGCUGGCCCUUCCGCGGCUGAUUUUAAGCGUAACCUCGAGCUUGAGAAGUUUUUGGUUGACGAGGGACUAUAUGAGAGCGAGGAGGAUACUAUGCGGAGAGAGGAGGUUCUCGGGCGCAUUGAUCAGAUUGUGAAGCACUGGGUGAAGCAGUUAACUCAGCAAAGAGGCUAUACGGACCAAAUGGUGGAGGAUGCAAAUGCUGUCAUUUUUACCUUUGGUUCUUACCGACUUGGAGUGCAUGGGCCUGAGGCUGACAUUGACACUCUGUGUGUUGGGCCAUCUUAUGUUAACCGGGAGGAGGAUUUCUUUAUGAUCUUGCAUGAUAUGUUGGCUGAAAUGGAAGAAGUGACUGAACUUCAACCUGUUCCGGACGCUCAUGUUCCGGUCAUGAAAUUUAAGUUUCAAGGAAUAUCGAUUGAUCUGCUCUACGCUAGCAUAUCUCGUUUAAUUGUGCCACAGGAUCUCGAUAUAUCCAACUCUUCUGUGCUGUGUGAUGUUGAUGAGCCAACCGUUAGGAGUCUUAAUGGUUGUAGAGUUGCUGAUCAGAUUCUUAAACUCGUUCCAAAUUUUGAGCACUUUCGGACAACACUAAGAUGCCUGAAGUACUGGGCUAAGAGGCGUGGAGUCUACUCAAAUGUGACUGGAUUUCUGGGCGGUGUAAACUGGGCACUUUUGGUAGCUCGUGUGUGCCAGCUCUAUCCGAAUGCAAUUCCUAGUAUGCUUGUUUCUCGGUUUUUCAGAGUAUAUACUCAGUGGCGGUGGCCAAACCCGGUUAUGCUUUGUGCUAUCGAAGAGGAUGAGCUUGGAUUUCCUGUUUGGGACCCUCGCAAGAACCAUCGUGAUCGCUAUCACCUUAUGCCAAUAAUCACUCCAGCUUACCCAUGCAUGAAUUCUAGUUACAAUGUCUCUCAAAGCACUCUUCGCGUUAUGACAGAGCAGUUCCAGUUUGGUAACAAUAUCUUGCAAGAGAUUGAAUUAAAUAAGCAACACUGGAGCUCUUUGUUUGAACAGUAUAUGUUCUUCGAGGCAUAUAAAAACUACCUGCAAGUUGAUAUAGUAGCAGCAGAUGCUGAGGAUUUAUUGGCUUGGAAGGGUUGGGUGGAGUCACGGUUCAGACAGCUUACCUUAAAGAUAGAAAGAGAUACAAACGGAAUGUUAAUGUGCCAUCCCCAACCAAAUGAGUAUGUCGACGCGUCUAGGGAGUUUCUUCAUUGUGCCUUUUUCAUGGGCUUGCAAAGGGCAGAGGGAGUUGGUGGUCAAGAGUGUCAGCAGUUUGAUAUCCGUGGUACGGUCGAGGAGUUCAGACAAGAAGUAAACAUGUAUAUGUUCUGGAAGCCUGGGAUGGAUGUGUAUGUUUCUCAUGUGCGUAGACGACAGCUUCCAUCUUUUGUUUUCCCAGUUGGUUACAGAAGGCCACGGCCUUCUAGGCACCAGAAUCAACCGGGUGGAAGAACUGGUGAAGAUGGUACAGUUUCCAAUUCUGUGGUGGAGAGGCAUGUGAAGAGAAAGAACGACAAUGAAAUGAUGGAUGCUCGGCCAGAGAAACCUGAGAAGCGCGCAUCUCUUAGUCCACACAGUUUAGACAUUGUUUCUCCUGACAAUAGUGCUAUCACUACUGGUUGUACCCCUCCUUUAUGUAACCUUAGGAGGUCACCUAGUGAGGGAAUUGAGGCUGCAAAUUUGAACACUGAUAGUCCUGAACUCGCAAACCUUGCUCGAGAUGAGUGUAACUCUGGCAGCGAGCAAGCUCUGGAAGUAGAUAGUAUGGCUCUUGUUCAGAAAUGCUCUGAUCCAGCUGAGGCUUUUGGAAAGUGUGUGACACCUGAUUCUAGUGAUGUGGUAGCAACUGAAAGUUGUCAGGAAGAGAACUUAGAUCGUGAUUUGAGGUCUGUAUCGAUCAGUGUUGUCGAUGAAGUCGAGAGGGAAUCAAAGUCACGUGGUGGUACGCGGAUAACUGGGGAGAUUGCGGAGAGUGUUCAGCUGAGUAGAUCUUGCGGGCAGAACCGUGAUUACGAGGGAUUCGAGUUUGCUGCUACAAAGCCAGAUCCUUUUGUGGGAAAGGGAAACUUGUACUCUCAAAGUGGCAUACCAGAAGACCUUCAGUCAAACUCUUUGGUCAGCGGGAUGGAGAAGGCAGAAGACGGAGCUAGCAGCAACAGGUUGAGCUUAAAGUCCACUGUGUGAACGUCCUUUAGGCUAUUGACGUGAUUACCAAGACUCAAAGAUCAACUUGCGGUGGACAGACGACAGAGUGCAAAAACCUUUGGUAAGUUAAAUUUUUAUGAGAAAAAAAAAGUAAAAAAAGGACAUUUAAAAAAAUCCAAAAAAAAGGAAAAAAUGGAAGGAAAAAAAAAUUAGAUAAGCAAGGAACGUUUGGAUGGAUUUGUUUUGUUGAGUGGAAGAUCAAAACUCAAUAUGCUUCACAAGGUGGUGGGGCAGUGAUCAUCACUCAUAUUAAGACUUCUGGAGAGAGGUGUUGAUUUAUUAUGUUGAAUGCCUUGUCUUUUUUUUUCGGUUGUUUCAGACACCUGUUUUGGUACUUUAAGAUGGCUGACCCUCUUUGAGGUUUGACUUGGAUCGUUGUGUUUUCUAUUCCCCGUUUUAUGUAUAUAAGAAUGUGUUCCCCUA